Messenger RNA from Phragmites australis (common reed), 1315 nucleotides. Its product is annotated as fructokinase-2. Gene Ontology annotation, biological process: fructose metabolic process. Gene Ontology annotation, cellular component: cytosol. NCBI's taxonomy places the organism in Eukaryota, Viridiplantae, Streptophyta, Magnoliopsida, Poales, Poaceae. The transcript is spliced from 4 exons. The record is from RefSeq and is a predicted model, not a curated record. Gene Ontology annotation, molecular function: fructokinase activity. The coding region runs from base 101 to 1105 and encodes 334 amino acids.
CCUCCUCGGCAUCGCAUCACCACCAUCACCUCUGCUCUUGCUCUCCUCGUCGUCGAGGAUUAGGAUUCGUUUCGCGUAGCUAGAUCCUCGCGGAGUAGCAAUGGCGCCUCUCGGAGAAGGAGCUGCCGCAGCGGCCGCGUCGGCGAGCCUGGUGGUGUCGUUCGGCGAGAUGCUGAUCGACUUCGUGCCGGACGUGGCCGGCCUCUCGCUGGCCGAGUCCGGCGGCUUCGUCAAGGCCCCCGGCGGCGCGCCCGCCAACGUCGCCUGCGCCAUCUCCAAGCUCGGCGGCUCGUCCGCCUUCCUCGGCAAGUUCGGCGACGACGAGUUCGGGCACAUGCUCGUGGACAUCCUCAAGCAGAACGGCGUCAACUCGGAGGGCUGCCUCUACGACCAGCACGCGCGCACGGCGCUGGCCUUCGUCACGCUCAAGCGCAACGGCGAGCGCGAGUUCAUGUUCUACCGCAACCCCAGCGCGGACAUGCUGCUCACGGAGGCGGAGCUCAACCUGGACCUCAUCCGCCGCGCCAAGAUCUUCCACUACGGCUCCAUCUCGCUCAUCGCCGAGCCCUGCCGCUCCGCGCACCUCGCCGCUAUGCGCGCCGCCAAGGACGCGGGCAUCCUCUGCUCCUACGACCCCAACGUGCGCCUCCCGCUCUGGCCCUCGGAGGAGGCCGCGCGCUCGGGCAUCCUCAGCAUCUGGAAGGAGGCCGACUUCAUCAAGGUCAGCGACGACGAGGUGGCCUUCCUCACGCAGGGAGAUGCCAACGACGAGAAGAACGUGCUCUCGCUCUGGUUCGACGGGCUCAAGCUCCUCAUCGUCACCGACGGCGACAAGGGAUGCAGAUACUUCACCAAGGACUUCAAGGGGAGCGUGCCCGGCUACAAGGUGAACACCAUUGACACCACCGGCGCCGGUGACGCCUUCGUCGGCUCCCUCCUCGUCAAUGUCGCCAAGGACGACUCCCUCUUCCACAACGAGGAGAAGCUGCGCGAGGUGCUCAAGUUCUCCAACGCCUGCGGCGCCAUCUGCACCACCCAGAAGGGCGCCAUCCCGGCGCUGCCCACCAUCGCCGCCGCGCAGGAGCUCGUCAGCAAGGGCAACUAGACGAUGCCGCCGCCGCCUCGCUGCCUUCGUCGCCCCUCGUCGUCGUACUUAAAUUGAUUAGGAGAUCCUUUAGCUGCUUCUUUUAGAUGGUGUGCUCGUCUGGGUUAAUUUUAGCUCGUGGUUUGGUGGUGUGGUGUGAGAGAACAUGGUUUUGGCCCGGGGCUCUAAUAAAAAAGUUGGCAUGCGUGGUGGCAUUUUAUUUUAGCUUAA